Messenger RNA from Helianthus annuus (common sunflower), 980 nucleotides. RefSeq names its product NEP1-interacting protein-like 2. NCBI's taxonomy places the organism in Eukaryota, Viridiplantae, Streptophyta, Magnoliopsida, Asterales, Asteraceae. The record is from RefSeq and is a predicted model, not a curated record. The transcript is spliced from 5 exons. Bases 139 to 795 code for a protein of 218 amino acids.
AAAUUUAGAGAAACUGAAAUGGGUAAAUGAAUGCAUCGUUUACCGCCAUCGAUUUACUCUUCCACGCCUCUUUCUUCUUCUUCUCUCACAAGCAAACCCUUGAUUAUUUGAUACUUAUUAAACACCAAACUAAACUAAAUGGAACGAGCUUCUGAAGAAGAAGCAGAAGCAGAAGCGAUCAGGGUUUCUUAUUUCAUCCCCAAAUUCAUCUCCGGUGCUGUUUCCGGUGCCCUCACCGGUCUCUUCGCUCUCGCUGGGGCGUUUACGGGUGCCAUAACUGGUGCUAUAGCAGGUAGAGCUUCUGACAGUGGUGUUGUUCGUGGUGCUGGGAUAGGUGCCAUUGCUGGGGCUGUUUUAUCUGUCGAGGUUUUGCAGGCUUCACGUGCUUAUUGGUGUCAACACCCCUCUGCCACAACAAACUCAUCUAUGGCAGAUUUUAUGGAGGAGCUUCUUCGUGGAAGAUUUGCGGAAGAACGGUUUCCUCCUGAACUUUUAACCGCUUAUCAUUGGCAGGUGAAUGUUUCUGACUUGCAUCCUGUCGAGGUACUUGAUUGGAACGAAGAAGUAACGUACACAGGGUUGUCAAAGGAUUCGCUAAGACGCUUGCCAUGUCAUCAAUUUUCCCAUGAAACUAAACUGUUUCAAAACAUAUUUUGCACAAUUUGUUUACAGGAUAUUGAAGUAGGUGAAAUUGCGCGGUGCUUGCCACGCUGUCGACACUCGUUUCACCAGACUUGUGUGGAUACGUGGCUAACUCGACAUGGGUCGUGCCCCAUUUGCAGACAACAUGUAUAAGUUUUGCUAGAGGUCAGAGUGAAUAUGUAUAAAUAUCCAGGUGUAUACAGUGUGUAAAUGUGUUGCAUGUUGUAAAUAGUUUGCUGUAACAUAGUGCUUGUUAUUACAAUCUGUAUAUUUGAAAUAAAAUGUGUAACUGGAUCUUGAUUGAGCUAAUAACUAAUACUUCUUUGAUACAUUUUUAA